AGUUCCCCUUUCCCUUGAACCGCUCACUUCACAGCCCUUCGCCCCCGGGAAGAAGAAACAUUUCCCGAAGCGCACUCCUCAGCCCUCCUUCCCCACGCGCUCGCCCUCCCCUCCCCCUGCUUUUCUUGGGGGAGGGGGGCUGUCGCCUUGGAUUGAAGGCCAUUGAUUUGUAUGUAUUUGUCCCAGCGCUGGAGGCUGCCCCAGCCGCCGCGCCGGUGCCGCCGCUGCCAGUGGAGUUGCCUCCCCGCUUCCCUAGGGUGGUUCGGCUCCACCAAACAUGUCGGCUCCUGUCGGGCCCCGGGGCCGCCUGGCUCCCAUCCCGGCGGCCUCUCAGCCGCCUCUGCAGCCCGAGAUGCCUGACCUCAGCCACCUCACGGAGGAGGAGAGGAAAAUCAUCCUGGCCGUCAUGGAUAGGCAGAAGAAAGAAGAGGAGAAGGAGCAGUCCGUGCUCAAGGUCAAAGAAGAACACAAACCACAACUGACACAGUGGUUUCCCUUUAGUGGAAUCACUGAACUGGUAAAUAACGUUCUUCAGCCCCAGCAAAAACAACAAAAUGAAAAGGAGCCCCAGACAAAACUGCAUCAGCAGUUUGAAAUGUAUAAAGAGCAGGUAAAGAAGAUGGGAGAAGAAUCACAGCAACAGCAAGAACAGAAGGGUGAUGCGCCAACCUGUGGUAUCUGCCACAAAACAAAGUUUGCUGAUGGAUGUGGCCAUAACUGUUCAUAUUGCCAAACAAAGUUCUGUGCUCGUUGUGGAGGUCGAGUGUCAUUACGCUCAAACAAGGAGGACAAAGUGGUUAUGUGGGUAUGUAAUUUGUGCCGAAAACAACAAGAAAUCCUCACUAAAUCAGGAGCAUGGUUUUAUAAUAGUGGAUCUAAUACACCACAGCAACCUGAUCAAAAGGUUCUUCGAGGGCUAAGAAAUGAGGAGGCACCUCAGGAGAAGAAACCAAAACUACAUGAGCAGACCCAGUUCCAAGGACCCUCAGGUGACUUAUCUGUACCUGCAGUGGAGAAAAGUCGAUCUCAUGGGCUCACAAGACAGCAUUCUAUUAAAAAUGGGUCAGGCGUGAAGCAUCACAUUGCCAGUGACAUAGCUUCAGACAGGAAAACUUCCUCUGAACUUCUGAACUCCAAGAUUAUUUCAAGGAAAAGAAGCCCAUCUGUGUCCAGAGAUCAGAAUAGAAGAUACGACCAAAGGGAAGAAAGAGAGGAAUAUUCACAGUAUGCUACUUCGGAUACCGCAAUGCCUAGAUCUCCAUCAGAUUAUGCUGAUAGGCGAUCUCAACAUGAACCUCAGUUUUAUGAAGACUCUGAUCAUUUAAGUUAUAGGGACUCCAACAGGAGAAGUCAUAGGCAUUCCAAAGAAUAUAUUGUAGAUGAUGAGGAUGUGGAAAGCAGAGAUGAAUACGAAAGGCAAAGGAGAGAGGAAGAGUACCAGUCACGCUACCGAAGUGAUCCGAAUUUGGCCCGUUAUCCAGUAAAGCCACAACCCUAUGAAGAACAAAUGCGGAUCCAUGCUGAAGUGUCCCGAGCACGGCAUGAGAGAAGGCAUAGUGAUGUUUCUUUGGCAAAUGCUGAUCUGGAAGAUUCCAGGAUUUCUAUGCUAAGGAUGGAUCGACCAUCAAGGCAAAGAUCUAUAUCAGAACGUAGAGCUGCCAUGGAAAAUCAGCGAUCUUAUUCAAUGGAAAGAACUCGAGAGGCUCAGGGACCAAGUUCUUAUGCACAAAGGACCACAAACCAUAGUCCUCCUACCCCCAGGAGGAGUCCACUACCCAUAGAUAGACCAGACUUGAGGCGUACUGACUCACUACGGAAACAGCACCACUUAGAUCCUAGCUCUGCUGUAAGAAAAACAAAACGGGAAAAAAUGGAAACAAUGUUAAGGAAUGAUUCUCUCAGUUCAGACCAGUCAGAGUCAGUGAGACCUCCACCACCAAAGCCUCAUAAAUCAAAGAAAGGCGGUAAAAUGCGCCAGAUUUCGUUGAGCAGUUCAGAGGAGGAAUUGGCUUCCACGCCUGAAUAUACAAGUUGUGAUGAUGUUGAGAUUGAAAGUGAGAGUGUAAGUGAAAAAGGGGACAGUCAAAAGGGAAAAAGAAAAACUAGUGAGCAGGCAGUUUUGUCGGACUCUAACACCAGGUCUGAGAGACAAAAGGAAAUGAUGUACUUUGGUGGCCACUCUUUGGAAGAGGAUUUGGAAUGGUCUGAACCUCAGAUUAAGGACUCUGGGGUAGAUACGUGUAGUAGCACAACCCUUAACGAGGAGCAUAGCCAUAGUGAUAAGCACCCUGUAACCUGGCAACCAUCUAAAGAUGGAGAUCGUUUAAUUGGUCGCAUUUUAUUAAAUAAGCGUCUAAAAGAUGGAAGUGUACCUCGAGAUUCAGGAGCAAUGCUUGGCUUGAAGGUUGUAGGAGGAAAGAUGACUGAAUCAGGUCGGCUUUGUGCAUUUAUUACUAAAGUAAAAAAAGGAAGUUUAGCUGAUACUGUAGGACAUCUUAGACCAGGUGAUGAAGUAUUAGAAUGGAAUGGAAGACUACUGCAAGGAGCCACAUUUGAGGAAGUGUACAACAUCAUUCUAGAAUCCAAACCUGAACCACAAGUAGAACUUGUAGUUUCAAGGCCUAUUGGAGAUAUACCGCGAAUACCUGAUAGCACACAUGCACAACUGGAGUCCAGUUCUAGCUCCUUUGAAUCUCAAAAAAUGGAUCGUCCUUCUAUUUCUGUUACCUCUCCCAUGAGUCCUGGAAUGUUGAGGGAUGUCCCACAGUUCUUAUCAGGACAACUUUCAAGCCAAAGCCUUAGUAGAAGAACAACGCCUUUUGUUCCUAGGGUUCAGAUAAAACUAUGGUUUGACAAGGUUGGUCACCAAUUAAUAGUUACAAUUUUGGGAGCAAAAGAUCUCCCUUCCAGGGAAGAUGGGAGGCCAAGGAAUCCUUAUGUUAAAAUUUACUUUCUUCCAGACAGAAGUGAUAAAAACAAGAGAAGAACUAAAACAGUAAAGAAAACAUUGGAACCCAAAUGGAACCAAACAUUCAUUUAUUCUCCAGUCCACCGAAGAGAAUUUCGGGAACGAAUGCUAGAGAUUACCCUUUGGGAUCAAGCUCGUGUUCGAGAGGAAGAAAGUGAAUUCUUAGGCGAGAUUUUAAUUGAAUUAGAAACAGCAUUAUUAGAUGAUGAGCCACAUUGGUACAAACUUCAGACGCAUGAUGUCUCUUCAUUGCCACUUCCCCACCCUUCUCCAUAUAUGCCACGAAGACAGCUCCAUGGAGAGAGCCCAACACGGAGGUUGCAAAGGUCAAAGAGAAUAAGUGAUAGUGAAGUCUCUGACUAUGACUGUGAUGAUGGAAUUGGUGUAGUAUCAGAUUAUCGACAUGAUGGUCGAGAUCUUCAAAGCUCAACAUUAUCAGUGCCAGAACAAGUAAUGUCAUCAAACCACUGUUCACCAUCAGGGUCUCCUCAUCGAGUAGAUGUUAUAGGAAGGACUAGAUCAUGGUCACCCAGUGUCCCUCCUCCACAAAGUCGGAAUGUGGAACAGGGGCUUCGAGGGACCCGCACUAUGACCGGACAUUAUAAUACAAUUAGCCGAAUGGACAGACAUCGUGUCAUGGAUGACCAUUAUUCUCCAGAUAGAGACAGGGAUUGUGAAGCAGCAGAUAGACAGCCAUAUCACAGAUCCAGAUCAACAGAACAACGGCCUCUCCUUGAGCGGACCACCACCCGCUCCAGAUCCACUGAACGUCCUGAUACAAACCUCAUGAGGUCGAUGCCUUCAUUAAUGACUGGAAGAUCUGCCCCUCCUUCACCUGCCUUAUCGAGGUCUCAUCCUCGUACUGGGUCUGUCCAGACAAGCCCAUCAAGUACUCCAGUCGCAGGACGAAGGGGCCGACAGCUUCCACAGCUUCCACCAAAGGGAACGUUGGAUAGAAGUACUAUGGAUAUAGAGGAGAGAAAUCGCCAAAUGAAAAUUAACAAAUACAAACAGGUAGCCGGAUCAGAUCCCAGACUGGAACAAGAUUACCAUUCGAAGUAUCGAUCAGGAUGGGAUCCUCAUAGAGGGGCAGAUAAUGUUUCUACUAAAUCUUCGGACAGUGAUGUAAGUGAUAUAUCUGCGGUUUCAAGGACUAGUAGUGCUUCUCGUUUCAGCAGCACAAGCUACAUGUCUGUCCAAUCAGAACGCCCAGGAGGAAACAAGAAAAUCAGACCAAAGGGAAUAGAAGAGGGAGGGAAAGAAGGGGAUAAGCAUGAAGAGAUAGUUCAUGAGAAGGAAGAGGUAAAGGAAGAAAGAAUUAAUGAGAAUGAGAAAGGGAAAGAGAUUGCCAAAACGUGUAAUAAGGAGAAAAACAGAGAAUCAGGAGACGAGGAAAAAACACAAGAUAUACACGAGCAAGGGAAAGAAAAAGAACAGUGGAAUAAAGAGGAUUUGCAAAGGAGAUUCUCACAAGAUGAUACCAGUGUCUUUACAUCCAAAAUGCAAAGCAGACAAAUGGGCAUAUCAGGGAAGAACAUGACAAAAAGCACCAGCAUCAGUGGAGACAUGUGCUCACUGGAGAAGAAUGAUGGCAGCCAGUCUGACACUGCAGUGGGCACCUUGGGCACCAGUGGCAAAAAGCGGCGCUCUAGCCUUGGUGCCAAAAUGGUAGCUAUCGUUGGUCUGUCACGGAAAAGUCGCAGUGCUUCUCAGCUCAGCCAAACGGAAGCAGGAGGUAAAAAACUAAGGAGCACUGUCCAAAGAAGUACAGAAACAGGCCUGGCCGUGGAAAUGAGGAACUGGAUGACUCGACAGGCAAGCCGAGAGUCUACAGAUGGUAGCAUGAACAGCUACAGCUCAGAAGGAAAUCUGAUUUUCCCUGGUGUUCGCUUGGCCUCUGAUAGCCAGUUCAGUGAUUUCCUGGAUGGCCUUGGCCCUGCUCAGCUAGUGGGACGCCAGACUCUGGCAACACCUGCAAUGGGUGACAUUCAGGUAGGAAUGAUGGACAAAAAGGGACAGCUGGAGGUAGAAAUCAUCCGGGCCCGUGGCCUUGUUGUAAAACCAGGUUCCAAGACACUGCCAGCACCGUAUGUAAAAGUGUAUCUAUUAGAUAACGGAGUCUGCAUAGCCAAAAAGAAAACAAAAGUGGCAAGAAAAACGCUGGAACCCCUUUACCAGCAGCUAUUAUCUUUCGAAGAGAGUCCACAAGGAAAAGUUUUACAGAUCAUCGUCUGGGGAGAUUAUGGCCGCAUGGAUCACAAAUCUUUUAUGGGAGUGGCCCAGAUACUUUUAGAUGAACUAGAGCUAUCCAAUAUGGUGAUCGGAUGGUUCAAACUUUUCCCACCUUCCUCCCUAGUAGAUCCAACCUUGGCCCCUCUGACAAGAAGAGCUUCCCAAUCAUCUCUGGAAAGUUCAACUGGACCUUCUUACUCUCGUUCAUAGCAGCUGUAAAAAAAUUGUUGUCACAGCAACCAGCGUUACAAAAAAAAAAAAAAAAAUCACAGGUUGCAAACCCUGGUAACACUGCAUGCUUAAUGUUGUGUCUUCUGAGCCUGUUUCUAGGGAUACAAAGCAAUCCUGUGUUCUCAGAGGAAGUUGCACACAUUGUGCCCUAAAGAAGGCCCUCAGGUGAAAGAGCAGAGCUGUGAAGAACUAUCAGAUUUGGAAUUCAAUGACACUCGAGUUCUGGUCCAAUCUGAAGCCAUGGAUUAAUCUCAAAGAAUCAGUCAGUUUCAUGCAACAGAAGCCCUUUUCAAUGGCACCUUUAUAUUUUUAUCAUUCCUUUUUCUUCAUUUAUCUAACCCCAAAGCCCUGAUAUGCCACAGAAAUGGAGCUAUACAGCCAUGAAGCGGUGUUACAGGUGAGGAGUGUAAUCCUAGGAAGCAUCAGGUGAAAAGCAGGAGACCAAAGAAGUGGUCAGGAACAAUCAUCAGCCCUCCUCUGGGCGGGAAUCAGAGCAGUCAGUCCAGCAGGAAGAGUGGCAGACUUUGUAGCUCCAUGGGCACGUCAAUUACUAAUGCUAAGAUGUGUUGGACUCUGAAAAACAAAAUUCUGUGGCUACACUGUACUGAAUGAAAUUAAAGAAACUUUUUUUGCAUGGACACAGAUUAGCUGAAUACUUAAAUUAUUUUCUUGGGGCUGCAACUUGCAAAAAAAAAAAAAAGAAUAAAAAUCAGCCAUUUUCAACAAUUUAUAUUAUUUUUAAAAAUAAAUUUCACUAGUGCAUGGUUUUAAAAAGGAGAGAGAAUGCAACAGGGUGAUACAAAGAUACACCAUGUUUAUUCUUUAAUCAUAGUCUGUGUUUUGGCAGACAUUACAAAUGGAAAUACUUUCUAGAAGAUACUUAAAAUUCUCUUUAUGUGACAAAUAAGUAUAAUAUAUUCAAUUUAUUUCCAUGUUAAAUAUACAAAUCUUAUGAAGUUCAAUAUGUGCAAAUUUUUCACAUCUUUCUCCUUCUCUCACUUUACCUCUUCUCCCUCUUUUAAACUUUUCUUUCUCCCUGCCAGAGUGAACCUUAUACUAAAAAAUUACAAGUUUUGAUCUGAUCCUCUCUCAUACCCCAUGUUUGAUUCAGAGCUGUAGAUGCCUCUGAAUUUGCGAAUUUCUCAAGGGAAAAUUAACUUUAAGAGCUUUCUUUAUUUCAAGCAUGUUGAAAAGGAUUUUGCAACAUGACUUGGGAGUACAUUAAAGUAAGUCAGCAUGUAUUUGACGAAGAAGAUAUUUGAACUUUUGCAGUUUAUUGUACAGUGCAUGGUAAUUUUUUCACCUUUAAAAUUCAGUUUACAGGAAAAUUCUAAAAUCAUGUUGCCAUUGUGAUGUCCAAUAAAUUUGUUUUUAGCACCAGCAUUAUUCAUACAGGGGUUAAAGUAUUAUUUGUAGAAGGUCUUAGGUUUUGUUUGUUUUUUAAUCAUUUAAAGCAAUUUCUUUAGCCAGUUUCCAUUUACUAUGUGAAUAGAAGCACUGCUAAAAAUUGGGAACCCUGAAACACAGGGCUGUUUAUUAAUUCAUUUUUCUGUAGUAAAAUUCAAUUUUUCACAAAUUAUAUUUCUAAAGAAAUAUAGUAAACAUAAAUUUGCAACAAUUUUAAAGCUCCAGUUUUUAGGUGACUCAAAGAAAGUCAUUAUGCCUAUUAAUAGUUAUUUGAUGCCAUCACCAAAAGUCUAUGUGAAAAUCUCCUAAAGUCAAAACCCCUGCCUUUGGUUUUACAGACGGUUAUUACCAUUGGGUGGAGCUGCAAGGUCAAAUUUCUCCUAAGUUCCCCUAUUUAGAGGAAAAGUCACUGGUUAUUGUAAUAAACCACCCAUGGUUCUUUAUGUACAUUUUGAUAACACAUUAUUAUAGCUUGAUUUUAAUUUUUUGCAUUAAUUUUUGAAAUCCACAUACAUCUCAUUUGUUUAAAUUAAGGCCAUGCACAAAUAUUUUUUUUAGUUCAGUGCUGACCAUUAAAAACUAUCAUGCUUGAUACGGUGCAAAAGUUAAAAUGAGUAUCACUAAAAAUGCCUUCUUUUUAUGUGGUGCAAUAUGAAAUACACCAAGACUGUGUCUUGACAUUCUGAUGGACCCAGGUAAAGUUGUUAAAAGAACGAAUAAAACUUUAUUAAAAUAAUUUAGACACCUGUGUACCAGCAACAAUUGAUUUAAUAGACCUAUAGUGUCUAUACUAUCCCUUAGAAUAAAGGUUUAUGAUUUUCCUGAUACUAAGAUGCAGUCACAUAAUCUUUUGUGCAUAUUCCUAUACAAAUUAUUUCUAAUUUUAAUAAGAAGGACGUGACUACGGAAUAUUUGUACAUACUUGUCAUUAUGCAGUAUUUAUUUAAAAGUUGGUGUUUUUUUUUAAUUUUCACAUCUGCACCUCGACUUGUGGUUUAGUCAUGUAACUAGCACUAUGCCAGUGACCGUUGUUGCCCUGUACAUAGUAUGUUUGAAAAGUAAAGGGAAUUCCAGUUGGGAAAAAAGGGCAGAUUAGUCCUGUAAUGAACACCAACUAAUGUAAAUCAAAUUCAUUCUGGUGAUGGUAUUUAACACUUUAAAUAAAACAUUUUCUUUACAGGCGUCUGCAGUGCUUUCUCUGACUUUUCUCCCCACACAGCCCUGAGCCUGCUGCAGCUCAUUCCCUGAACUCAUGUGUCAUUUAAAGAAUGAAAUCACCGUCUCCUACUUCUCGAUAACAUAAGUGGACUGCUGGUCUUAGCAGCGGCCCUCAGUAGAGCAUUUCUUUAAAACGCCAAAGGAUUUCUGCUCACACUAUGAAAAGGUGCUGUUUUUUAAAAGGUUGUUAUUUUGGAUUGAGUUUCUUUCUGAUUAAAUGACUCAGCAACUCACAGAUUUUUUGAGUGAAAUUUUUAAUUUAGUCAUGGCCUUCACUGACAGCAUAGUCACAAAUACUCAGGCACAGGCUCUGCUAGCCCCUGGGUGAAGAUGGCGAAGGCAUAACUGGCUUUAUGCAGCAUAUGUGUUUCUGCUAAAGUGUCAGUUUUGCUUUGUGGGGAGUGGAGGGUGUGUUUUCGGGAUGGGGAGACGUGGUAACCUGACAUGUAACAACCUGUCCGGAGACUAGCUUCUACGUGUGGAUAUGAAUGGGUGAGAGGAUUUCUCCAUAUCCUUCUGGGGCGAUUCCUCAACUGGGAGAAGGAAACCCUGCAGAGUUCUCAUGGGAGUCUGCUUCAGGUUUGAAAUUUAAGAGCUAGUUUGGAUUCAUGUUUAGUAAUCGAACUGAAAUCUAAGUCUAGCUGUCUCUCUAUUCUUGGAAACAACCAUUUCCUCCAUUUCCAAAGACUCAACUCGAGUCCAAUUCCCCCUAUCUGUCCCAUAUAUUUUUCCUUUAUCCCAUAUAUACCCCCUACUCUAGUGAAUUGUUUCUUUGUUGUUCAUUCCUGUUCUUUGUUGUUCAUAUACAUUCCUGUAUAUGAACAACAUUUUCCUUUAUCCCAUAUAUACCCCCUACUCUAGUGAAUUGUUUCUUUGUUGUUCAUUCCUGUUUCUUUGUUGUUCAUAUACAUUCCUGUUAUAAAAAUUCCCUUCCCUUUCUUAUGUGCCCUCUCCUGAAAAGCCCUUCUACUUUUCUCAAUAAUGAUCCAUGCGAGUCCCUUCUUGCAACUCCCAGCUCACGAAUGAGCUCUUUCGGCAACUCCUGACUAAACCCUAACAACAUGGCUGCCAUUGAUGCCAACACCUUCACUUUCCCAGGGACCCCAGAUGCCAAGGCUCCAUAGGCAACAAUAAAGGAUAUGAUGGUCCUGUAGUGGGUAUGAUAGAAUUAGGCAAGAGAUCACCAAAGCUGUCUGCCUACUACUGAUGUAAACCUUGACAUUCUGUGCACGUAAAAAUCAUGUGCUCAAUGUGUUUGUCUCAACUCCCUCAGCUCGUGAUGCCCUCAGGGUUCUGUGGGCAUUUAUGCACUGAAGAAACAGGAGUUCACACAUCCACCUCUGGACUGUGAAAUGUGUAUUGAGAAAUACUUUGCAAGAGAGAAUUUUUUUAAGUGAACAAACAACAAGUCUGUGCCACACACAUCUUCCAUAUGCCCUGACUCAGGUCACUUAAUCUCCAGGAUUUCAUUUCCUCACCUGGAAAAUAUGGAGUUUGAGGUAGAUUCUCAUCUAUCAUUAAAUCAACACUUUAACUAAAACGUAAGCUCCUUCAGGGCAGAGACCGUAUCUUCAGUAUCAAAAACAAUGUUUGACACAUAGCUGCUCAAUAAACAUCUGUCCAAUGAA
Molecule: messenger RNA, 9684 nt
Organism: Homo sapiens (human)
Lineage: Eukaryota; Metazoa; Chordata; Mammalia; Primates; Hominidae
Gene: RIMS2
Product: regulating synaptic membrane exocytosis 2
Exons: 32
Coding region: 278-5410 (1710 amino acids)
Biological process (GO): exocytosis; intracellular protein transport; maintenance of presynaptic active zone structure
Cellular component (GO): synapse; presynaptic active zone; membrane
Molecular function (GO): small GTPase binding
Source: RefSeq, a predicted model, not a curated record